CUCAAUUUGGAGUGAAUUCCCAAAGUACGGUAAUUCACUCGUUGAAUCACCGUAUACUAAAUAGGAUUAAGGAAUUACCUCUUCCAGGGCUAACAAUUCUUCAGAUAUCGCUAUGAAACCAACGCAUUCACUGCUCACUCCUCUACAGUAGUAAUCUUCACCGUGUCUGUUGUCAUGGAUGUCUCGGGUCAAUGCCGCCCUGGCAUGUAUAAACAGCUGAGGGGGUGUCAGCGUUUGCUGUGUUACUGCUCUUUGCCUUUCCGUUUGUCUCCUUGACCAAAAACUACACUCUUCCCAACCUCUGGAAUAUUCAAGUCCUUAACUCCAGUUUCCAGCUCUCUUUGAAUUCUCUUUUCUUAGCAAUCGUGACAGCGUCAAAUCAUGGGUCCCGCAGACCGUCUUCAGAUGCUCUUUGCCCAAGACGAGGCGUUUUUGCAGAUCAACACUCGUCUUCGUCCAGAAGCCGAGCCCUUCACGCCGGCCGCUGAGCAGACACUUCAGCCUGUCUUGGAAUCGCCUGAGGACCGCCCUGACCAGCUGCAGAUCCCAGUCCUGGAAGAUAAGGGUACUCUCAAAGUCUCUCCUUCAGACCCCGCGCCACCAAGUCCCCAUGAUGGGACGUUUUGCCCGAUCACUGCACUGUCCAGGUUUCCAUACCACCACAUCAGAGGAGAUCUCAUGCAGACCGUGGCAGGCAGGUUCUUUGACAAGGGCCAAUUCUGGGGUAGAACGUGGGAUUUGUACUACAUCCAUGCCCCUCCUCGCCUCGGCGGACGCCCCAUUGUGCUUGUUCCUACCGCACAGGCACGAAAACUUCUCAAAGACAUCAACCUUGCUUUGGAUUGCUCGCUAUCCCUUCCCGCAGAUGAGGAGAGGGGACUGGUGCUGCAACUCAACCGUGAUGGAUUCCCUCAGCCAACCUUCUUAGGGCAGACGAGCGAUAGACCCACCAAAGAUUCCCUAGAGUCGACAAUCCCACAGGCCUGCAACUACAACCAAGGCUUAUGCGAUCAGGAAACAUAUAUGGCCUUUGAGAAAAUGAUGGCUGCGGCCCUCUCAUCGGCAAAGACCAAAACCAAAACCAAGGCCAAGAAGCAACGCCUCCGUUUCCAGCGCGAGGUGGAAGCGGGCGAUGCCGUCAGACGUGCACAGUGUUAUCUGGGCUUGCGUGCAGAUCCCACUGACAUUAUUGACUGCAAAUGGGACGAACAAAAGGCUCCUGAGGUUGAGCCGCCGCAGCUCGCCUUGGACAAGCCCGCCCCAUAUACCUUCUUCGAAGAGCCCGUGUUCAUAAGUAUUGAUGUCGAAGUCAAUGAGCGCUGUCACACUUUGGUCACAGAAGUGGGCAUCUCGACGCUUGAUACUCGUGAUCUCAUCGGCGUCGCACCUGGGCCCCUAGGUGAGAACUGGCAAUCGCGGAUCAAAUCUCGACAUUUACGCGUCCAGGAGCAUGCUCACCACGUCAACAGUCUAUACAUCCGUGGAUGCCCAGACAAAUUUGAGUUCGGCACAAGCGAAUGGGUUGCAGCAGAUAACGUAUCAACCAUGGUGCAGAACAGCUUUGCCCUCCCGAAGUUUUUUGACGGGCCUGAGAAGAAACUGCGUCCGUUGGUCCUCGUCGGCCACAGCCUCGCCUCGGACAUUCAGUACCUCGAGCUUGCGGAUGUGCACAUUAUCGGCGAAUCGGACGGCAAACCGCAAUUCGCAGAUCGCAUCGACACUGCAACGUCAUUCAUGAUCAUCCGCGGGGAGACAGAGCCACGUUCGUUGGGCGCUGUUAUUGGAGAAAUGGGCAUGACUGGGUGGAAUCUGCACAAUGCUGGCAAUGACGCGCGUUACACCAUGCAGGUUCUGGUUGCCAUGUUGGUGAAGCACAGCAUUGACUCGCAGUAGCCUUUUUCUUUUCAUUCCUCGCACUGACAUGUUUAAUAACUCGAGGUCGCAUACCUCCCGCAGUCCGUUUGUUCAUCUUAAACACUGAAAUGCAAGUACAUUGCGCCGUCAAUCUAUGGUCUAAUAAUCAGCCUCUCCCAUCAACUCCCGAUACACCUUCUUAUGCUGCUCCAGUAGGAUUAAUGUCGCAACAGUCUGCGGUCCCAACCUCACAAAACUCGGCAACCACCCUCUAAACACCCAAAAAACACCAUCACUCCUCGUCAAUUCCGCCACAACCCUCCACACCGACCUCCUCUUCCCACCACCACCCCCCAUAAGCUGCGUCUUGACCACAUCAACCGGACUACACACAGUCGUAGCCACGAACGCAGCGCCCAGACUUGCCC
Aspergillus calidoustus is the source of this 2282-nucleotide messenger RNA. The record is from the annotation of a GenBank genome assembly. NCBI's taxonomy places the organism in Eukaryota, Fungi, Ascomycota, Eurotiomycetes, Eurotiales, Aspergillaceae.